Microbotryum saponariae is the source of this 1004-nucleotide messenger RNA. The record is from the annotation of a GenBank genome assembly. NCBI's taxonomy places the organism in Eukaryota, Fungi, Basidiomycota, Microbotryomycetes, Microbotryales, Microbotryaceae.
AUGGUUAGGUGUAAGGUGGUCGAGAUACGAUGGCAUGACAUGACGUAGGUCGACUCGACUCUUCCCCUCUCUUCGCUCAUGCCCUGACAUCUGCCUUGACCACUUAUCUUCCCCGCCCACAGCCCCAUCUUCUCGGCAGACUUUCAUCAGUUGCCGCCAGAUCAACACCGCAAGCCGACGCACGGGUAUGCACACACGAUCUCAUCCUCAAAUGAGGCUUUUAAGGUUGCGCAAGGGGACGUCGACUCAGCGGGGAGUCCAGAGCAGACCCGAGCCUCGGUCGGCCAGAAGAUGUGGAGACUGGCCACCUGCGGCGGCGACAAGCAUGUCAGGGUCAGUCCACUUGCUAAGGGGUCCUUUUCCGCUUUGUCUUGGGGCGGUGGUAUGCCAAGAUCGCUCGGUCCGGUCUGGACACAGCGGCACGCGUAGCUGCUCGACGGCUAGGCAAUUUGCGGGUCCCACCCCUCCUCGGCCCUGACUAAACGUAGCUGAAGCUGACUACGAUGUGCGUUAAUAUUGGGUAACCAGCUCUGGCUCGUCAAGCCACACCCAGCCUCUCCCCCGCCACCAGUCUCGUUUGUUGCGUCAAGUCCCAGGCCUAGUGUAGUUGCAUCGACGGCAGCACCGGAACCCAGCGUUGAAUACUUGGCGACGCUACGAAGGCAUACUGCCGCGGUGAAUGUGGUCCGUUUCAAUCCAAAAGGUCGGUGAAUACGAAUUUUGGGCCGCUAUGGAGGCGUGUUGUUUUGAAGGAAGUUUGGGCACUGAAUAGUCGAUGCGGGCCGCACAGGAGAAAUGUUAGCAUCUGCGUCGGAUGGUACGUCCCCCGACAAAACGUAAACUAUUGGUACCGAGCUGAGCCCCCUCCCUUUAUAACUGGCUUGAAUGCAGACGGAAACAUCAUAUUCUGGGUACCUGGGGCGCCGACCAAAAUGAUCGGGGAUACUGAAGAGGACACGGUGUUCGAACGCGAGCAGUGGCGUGCGGCGUCCUACGGUCGGUGA